AGGAUAUGAUUUUUUAUCAAUUCCCAUACUCUUCUUUCCCAAUCUCCUCCAACUCUUGUUUCUCUGCUUUCUCUUCUCCGAUGGCUACAAUCAAUUUCAUAUGCAAACCCUCAAUCCCUUCUAUACCAAUUUCAUUCCCUACCCUUCAUUCCCUUCCUUCUUCUAUACCUAAAAUUUAUUCUCGGGUAGGACCCUCUUCUAAUCUGCAUCUCCAGCAGAGACGACGUGUUGUUAUCACCAAAGCAACAGGCACAGCAGCUUCAGAUGCUAAGAAGAAAAAAGAUGCAAGAGUUCAAAGAGUUCAUAGCAUAGAAGAGUUCGACGAAGCACUUGAAUCAGCAAAAGAUAAACUCGUUGUUGUUGAGUACGCUACAAGCGACGACUCAGAAAGCAUAGAGAUAUACCCUUUCUUGGUUGACCUAAGCCGAACAUGUAACGAUGUUGAGUUUCUUCUUGUUAUGGGAGAUGAAUCAGAGAAAACAAAAGAACUCUGUAAAAGAGAAAAGGUUGAUAAAGUACCACACUUCACUUUCUACAAGAGCAAAGAAAAAAUUCAUGAAGAAGAAGCUAUUGGUCCAGAUAUGCUUGUUGGUGAUGUUUUAUACUACGGUGAUAACCAUUCAGGUGUAGUGCAACUUCACAACAGAGAAGAUGUUGAGAAACUUAUUGAGGAUCAUAAGAUUGAUCAUAAGCUUAUUGUUCUUGAUGUUGGUCUUAAACAUUGUGGGCCAUGUGUUAAGGUUUAUCCGACAGUGAUUAAGUUGUCGAGACAAAUGAAUGAUACUGUUAUUUUUGCAAGGAUGAAUGGUGAUGAGAAUGAUAGUUGUAUGCAGUUUUUGAGGGACAUGGAAGUUGUUCAGGUUCCUACUUUUUUGUUCAUUAGAGAUGGUAAGAUUGCUGGUAGGUAUGUUGGUUCAGGGAAAGGUGAACUCAUUGGUGAAAUUCUCAGGUACCAAGGAGUUCGUGUUACUUAUUAAAAUCAAAUCAAAUCAAUUGCUUGUUCAUGUGUGUAUUGAUCAUAAACAUAUUUUUGUGAGAUAUAUAGUUAAGGAUUUGUCUCACUGAUUUCAUUUUUCGAAAGAUAUAUCCUUAUCUUUUUUGUUUA
Medicago truncatula (barrel medic) is the source of this 1105-nucleotide messenger RNA. The record is from RefSeq and is a predicted model, not a curated record. Lineage: Eukaryota; Viridiplantae; Streptophyta; Magnoliopsida; Fabales; Fabaceae.